Messenger RNA from Phytophthora megakarya, 1887 nucleotides. The record is from the annotation of a GenBank genome assembly. NCBI's taxonomy places the organism in Eukaryota, Oomycota, Peronosporomycetes, Peronosporales, Peronosporaceae.
AUGGCCAGUGGCUUCUGGAUCGUGCCCAUGACGGAUCGGGCUCGCGAGAUCUCAGCAUUUAUCACCCCGUUUGGAUUGUUCGAAUGGAGUCGCAUGCCAUUUGGUCUGGAAAAUUCCCCGCAGAUUUAUCAACGCCUCGUAGACAACGCGUUGUAUGGAUUCCUGAACACCUCGCGAUCAGGCGAUGCUGGAACUACAACGGACGUGUUUCAGACAGGGAUCGCGGACGAUCCUGAUCGGGACUCAGUGUUGGAACGGAGAUCAUACAUUGACGACAUCAUGAUCGCAGCAGAAUCAUGGGAUCAAAUGUGCCAAAGGGCGGAAGAUCUGUUGGAGGCCUACGAUAAGUGGAAUUUAUCGAUCAGUGUAGCCAAGAGCUUUGGGGGCAUGGAUAAUGUAGGAUAUCUGGGACACCGAGUGUCGAUCGGGGGUCUGGAGGCGAAGCCAAAAGAUCUGAAAUCCCUGGCCGAUCUAUCAUUCCCCGGAUCACUUCGAUCUAUGCAGUCGUUCCUGGGUAGUUUGAAUUACUACAGCCGAUUCAUUGAAGACUACGCUAUCUACGCUUCGGUGCUCUAUGAGUUGCGCAAGGUGGAGUUUGCAGAACUGGAGAAACGAUCGGAUCUGAGGAAGAUCAUGGACCAGAACGACCCGAUUGUUCGAGAUCACGGUCCACCGGAACUGCAGUUGGGGGAAUCGGUAGACGAGAGCCACUUCGACGAGACAAGAACGCCGGUAGUUAUCGUAUAUGCCAGUGAUUGGGUGAUAUCCACUUCGUUGACGCAAGAACACGACGGGAUCUACCAUCCGGUUGCGUUCGCCAGCCGCACCUUGAAGGCGAACGAGUUGAAUUACAAUGUGACCGAAAAGAAGGUGUUCGCACUGCGGAGGAUCUUGGAUCUCUAUUACAAUUUGCUAGUAGGACGCGAGAUCCGAGUCCUGACGAGGCAUUCUACGUUGGCCUGGCUGUUCAAGUCGACGGGGUUGCAGGGUCGCCUGGGACAAUGGUCUGCCCUCCUGGCCCCAUGGACACUUGAGAUCACGAAGUGCACGAAGGGUGAAGAUGAGAUACUGGGGGUGAUCGCUGCUAGCAUCACGCCGAGGGCGAAGAUCGACGACGCACUGACCGAAAUCGCUCCCCGGAAGGAACCUAAACGCCGGAUCCAAGCUCCGAUACCCACCGUAGAUCGAGAAGAGGAAUUAUGGGUUGUCAAUUUUGACGGACCCGCUCAAGUGAAGCGUGGCGGGGGCGCGUUCAGCGCGAUCGUGUGGAGACUCCCCGGAUGGGAGGUGGUCAAAGCUAGAUCGGGCUAUCUCGAGAGCCUCACCGUGAACGAAGCAGAAUAUAACGGCCUGAUCCUGGGACUCGACAUGCUAGAGAACCUAGAUCACAAACGUCUAGUGGUCUGCGUAAUCCGACAAGUACGGGGCGAGAUCGACUGCAAAGCACCCGGGCUGACGCUAUUGAAACGGAAGGCCCUCGAUCGUCUGCGGAAAUGGAGCGAUCACGAACUGGUGCAUGUGGAGAGAGACUGGAACGGGAGCACUGACAGUCCGGCGAGUGCCGCUUUGCAACGACAAGGCGGGAUCGAGGUUCAGAAAGGUCCCGGGUACCAGGAUCUGGUCACUCUGAACCGGUUGGACGAGAUCUUGAUUCCCAGGACCGAGAACCCAGUGGUGCGAGUUGCAGAGCUUACCACCCGAGCUGCUCGAAUCAUCUGCGAGGCCGUGCAAGAGGAUCUGAUCCGGGAAAUGCGGGUCGAUCGGAUCAAGCAGGUCCAGGAGGAGGAAGUCUGGAUCGCAGGCAUGAAGAAGUAUCUGAGUGGCUCGAUCGCAGAUCUCGCGCAAGCCGAAGCAAGAUCGUAUGGCAAGAUCGCUGCUGACUAUUAG